AUGAAGUCCACCUUUGCCGUCGCAGUCGCCCUGGCCAGCGCCAGCGUCGCCAUCGCCGCCAAUACCUGGUCGUUCCAGAUCUUCCAGGAGCUUGACUGCCAGGACCUUGGCACCCCGUUGAACCAGACCGGGUCUGGCAACGUUUGCGAGCCUCCCCUCGAGUACAGCUUCACCGCGGUCAAGAUCCUCGACACCAGCAACGGCACUUGCACGAUCAACUUCGUCAAUGACCCACAGGAUGGCUGCACAACCCCGCUGGGCAGCAGCCCUGGGAGUAUCAAGUACGACGGAACAUGCCAGAAGCUGCCGUCGGGCGUGACGAGCUAUGGUGUGGUUUGCAAGUAGAUGUUGCGCCGAACAGAUGCAGUAAGUCUUAGAGAUGACGGAGUUCGACCCACGUUUGCCGUACAAUAUGAUAGUAAAUUACUGCAUGACUUGACGACGUUGACGAGUCUCUGGCUACUUAUGUUCGUAAAUGCAUACCUGUCGAAGC
Coniophora puteana RWD-64-598 SS2 is the source of this 493-nucleotide messenger RNA. RefSeq lists its product as uncharacterized. The record is from RefSeq and is a predicted model, not a curated record. The transcript is spliced from 2 exons. Bases 1 to 345 code for a protein of 114 amino acids. Lineage: Eukaryota; Fungi; Basidiomycota; Agaricomycetes; Boletales; Coniophoraceae.